CGCCGCGACCCCGCCGCAAGCACCGCCCGCGCCGGCAUGGAGCACUUCAUAGAGACCGUGCGCAAGUACCCUUGUCUCUGGAACACCACCACCAUCGAGUACAGGGACCUGGAGUUGAAAGACGCCGCUUGGGCCGAGGUUAUGAAGGAGACAGAGCUGUCGUCAGUGAAAGAAGUAAAGCUGAAAUGGAAGAAACUGCGGGAUUGCUAUCGAGAUGCUUUGAAGCGGCAGAGUGACAUGCUGGCCAAGGAUCCCAAUAGUGCACGUAAGGCAUAUACAUGGAAAUAUAUGGAACUGAUGCAGUUUCUGCAGCCGUACAUGAAUAACCGCAAGAAGCCAGCGGAGACGUAUGCUCCGCCGCCUGUGCAAGAGAACGGAGGACAGAAUGGCGUCGCACAUUCGUCAGAUUCAUCGGAUUCGGACGCAGAGUCGUCUCCAAAGAGGAAGAGUUGUGAGCGAAGCGAAAGGAGCGUGUCUCGGCCUGACAUGCAAGCCAAGCGGCAUUUCUCUGAAGCGCAAUACGCGGAACGAAAACGCAAGCCGCCCCCGGCCGUGGUACUGCCCGACCCGCUAGACAUCUUCUUCAAUAGUAUGUGUCAGUCAACGAAGCGUCUACCAUUCCCGACGCAGAUUAAAAUAAAGAAGACCCUGUUCGCGGCUGUGAUCGAUGCGGAGGAGGCGCUGGUGGCCGAGCAGCAGAGUUACGCCAGCCUGUGGGCGCGCGGCGGCAGUCGCAGCAGCAGCAGCAGCGACGACAACGAGGAGGACCAGAAGCCCCCGCCGCCGCUCAACUGAUAUCUAACCCCCGUCUCAGGCUUUUGGAACACAUGUUAUCCCCUGAGCGUAGACUUCAACAACUUUUAUAAUAGUUCAUAUUCAUUUAACUAUUGAACAAGUAUUUUUUUGUCAUAAUCGUUAGAAUUCAAUCUUUUUCUACACCUGAUUAUUUUGAAUUGAUUAGGUCGAGUGUGUGAUUUUGUCUAUAGUACGGUUCCGUUUCUCUUUUAUAUUCUCAUUUUAAUUUUUCCCCGUAAAAAUAUUAUUUUUAAAUGAAUAAUUGUAAUUGAUGUAGGUAUUACCUAGUUACAGGGAUAAGUCUAUUAUGUCCUUUGAACUAGUACAGCUAUCCCUGACAGCUAACCCCGAUGUGAUCUCUUUAAGUAGAUAACACUAGCUAGGAUCAGUUAGGUUUAUAAGUAAGUAGGUAGGUAAGCAUAUCAUUGUAUUAUUUUACAAGCAAGACUUCUUUUAUCUUGUAUAUAAUUGGAUUAAUUAAACUUUUAGUGUAUUUUUAAGGUAUUAAACGUGAUUUUUUUCAAACAAA
Plodia interpunctella (Indianmeal moth) is the source of this 1324-nucleotide messenger RNA. RefSeq lists its product as uncharacterized. Lineage: Eukaryota; Metazoa; Arthropoda; Insecta; Lepidoptera; Pyralidae. The record is from RefSeq and is a predicted model, not a curated record. Gene Ontology annotation, cellular component: nucleus; transcription regulator complex. The coding region runs from base 37 to 795 and encodes 252 amino acids. The transcript is spliced from 2 exons. Gene Ontology annotation, biological process: regulation of transcription by RNA polymerase II.